AUGGCGACGUUAGAGAAUUUCUUCCUUGUCAUGACUCUCCACCCCGAAGUCCAAAAGAAAGCCCAAAAAGAACUCGAUGAUAUCGUAGGAAACGACCGUCUUCCUACAUUCAACGACGGACCGUACCUUCCAUACAUUGAUUGUAUCAUCAAGGAAAUCUGGCGGUGGAAUACAGCAGUUCCCUUCGCGGCCCACAGUCUCAGCAAAGACGACGAAUACAGAGGCUACUUCAUCCCAGCGAACACUGUCGUUAUGGUGAACAACUGGGCGUUGACCCAUAAUGAGGAAUGGUAUCCCGAUCCUAUGGCAUUCACAUCUGAACGGCAUAUGGAACCGAGGCGCUCGUCGCUUCCCCAGCCGCCCCCAGAUCCCUGGACAUUGGCUUUUGGAUUCGGUAGAAGAAGUUGUCCUGGCAUCCAUCUUGCUGAGAGCUUUCUUUAUAUUGUUGUGGUCACUACGCUGGCAACCUUUUCGAUCCUCCCUGAAGUCGCCGCGGAAGGGAACGCUGUUCCGCCGACAGUGGAACAUCUUAGCGGCGCCAUCAGAAUUGUCCCUCGGUCGCCUGGUGCCGCCGAAUUACUGCUCCUGGCCACUUCGUAG
Messenger RNA from Pleurotus ostreatus (oyster mushroom), 600 nucleotides. RefSeq lists its product as uncharacterized. Bases 1 to 600 code for a protein of 199 amino acids. The transcript is spliced from 5 exons. NCBI's taxonomy places the organism in Eukaryota, Fungi, Basidiomycota, Agaricomycetes, Agaricales, Pleurotaceae. The record is from RefSeq and is a predicted model, not a curated record. Gene Ontology annotation, molecular function: monooxygenase activity; iron ion binding; heme binding.